Molecule: messenger RNA, 1062 nt
Organism: Lachancea lanzarotensis
Lineage: Eukaryota; Fungi; Ascomycota; Saccharomycetes; Saccharomycetales; Saccharomycetaceae
Product: LALA0S16e00540g1_1
Exons: 1
Coding region: 1-1062 (353 amino acids)
Cellular component (GO): plasma membrane; fungal-type vacuole
Source: RefSeq, a predicted model, not a curated record
AUGACUGUCCUAGCAACGCGCACAUUUGUGCAGGAGUAUGCAGCCGACGACGCUGCGUCUUCUCCGCGUAAAAUAUCGCUUUACGGAGAUAUGAAUCCGAAUCUGGCGUUUAACGUCAGUAUGAUUGCCAUCUUUGGGGUCCUAUUCGUACUACAAGCAGGAUUAGGAUUGUACACUCGCCAACGGUGGAUGUGUGUGUCGUUUAUGUGCGCGUGUGGCAUAGAGGUAGCCGGGUACGUCGGCCGUGCUUUGAGUCACAACAAUACCAGUGAUAUCGGCACUUUUCUCUUGCAAAACAUUUGUCUGACACUCGCGCCUGUGUUUACCAUGGCAGGAAUCUACUACCAAUUGGCCAAACUAGUCAAAAUCUACGGUCCCAAAUUCGCGAUGCUGAAGAGUCCGAUCUGGUACUCGUGGAUCUUCAUAGCGUGCGAUGUAAUCUCGCUGAUAAUUCAAGCGGUCGGCGGUGGAAUGUCCGGAAACGCCGCCGCUCGUCAAGAACGAUCGUAUACGGGAGAUCACGUUUUUGUCGCCGGACUAGCUUUCCAAGUGGCAUCGAUGUCGGUUUUUCUACUGCUAUGGUUCCACCUACUAUACCAGAUCUUUAUGGUCACACGUCUGGAGCACACCGCAACGCGAAGACCCGCCAGGGCUCUUCUUCAUGUGAACCAGCUGGAAAUUGACUACAAAUAUUGUCGCGAGUACGAAUGCGUACGGGUUCGUCCACGACGGUGGGUGUUCAUCUAUUUUCCACACGCCCUCACCAUUGCAGUCCUCUUGGUCUACGUGAGAUGUAUCUACCGUGUUGUAGAGUUAGCACAAGGUUGGGGCGGUUAUCUCAUCACGCACGAGGUCUAUCUCGUCAUCCUGGACGCACUUAUGAUUUCACUGGCUACCGCUAUUAUGACCGUUUUCCACCCAGGGUUCGCUUUCAAAGGGCGAACUGUUCGAAUUCCGAUUGAUAAGGUGACGAAACCUGGAAAAGCUGAUGUUUUGACUCAAUCCGACUAUUCUGUGGAUGUCAACCCUUCCGACGAAAAAGAUACCGUACCUCCGUGUUAA